This is a messenger RNA of Cajanus cajan (pigeon pea), 2141 nucleotides long. Its product is annotated as phospholipase A1 PLIP1, chloroplastic. The record is from RefSeq and is a predicted model, not a curated record. Gene Ontology annotation, molecular function: glycerophospholipid phospholipase A1 activity. NCBI's taxonomy places the organism in Eukaryota, Viridiplantae, Streptophyta, Magnoliopsida, Fabales, Fabaceae. Gene Ontology annotation, biological process: lipid metabolic process.
GUUCUCAUUGAAAACAGGAAAUAGUUCUAACACGUUUUCUAACAAAAUCAAUAUCAAUAUAAUUAAGCUAUAGUCUGAAGAACCAAAUUUGAAAACAUCAAAGCUUAGAUUUAUGAUGAUCUAUGUGUUACAGAGUAUCUUGCAUACUUAUAUAAAAAGUUACCAGCCAUGGCCUAUUAUGCAGUUCCCACCUCUCUAACUUCCUUUGCAACAAUGGACGUAACAAAAGAGAAUAAAGUUCUUCUUCACUCACUCUCCAGCAAAGGCUUAUGCAACCAUUCAGCAAUCACGAGGUCUUACUCUAGCAAUCUUAUGUAUUACUCCUUUAACCGCAUCCAAGCCACAUCAAUGCAACCAAAGCAUAAAAGCAGCCACUCAGAAACAAGCAGGGACAUGAACAUGAGGCAAAAGGGUAUCAAUAUUCAGGAAAACAUGGUGGAAAGCAGCGAAGAAGACAUGAUAAAUAGAGCCAACUGGGUACACAUAUUAAUGAAAAUUAAGACAUAUUGGAGAGGCAAACUACCUAAAGAGAGCAUGGAUCCGGAUAUAAUAUGCAAACACAACAUGAAUAAUCAGUGUGAUUGUGAUGAAGAUGUCAGUUUUUGUGUGGCAGGUUAUGAAGAAGGAGAUGAAAAGGAGGAAGAUGGACAAGGUGUGACAUGUGAUUGUGACUCUUUCUCAAAAUUUUUGGUCCCAGUUUCGUGGUAUGAUACCAAACUAUUCUCUAAGUUAGCUUUGCUAUGCAACAUGGCUUAUGCCAUACCACAAAUCAAGGCUAAGGACUUGGAGAGAUACAAUGGUCUUCAAUUCGUAACAUCAUCUUUGGAAAAGAAAGGUGACGUGACUAAGAUAAAAGCAAAACUUGAUCAGGAUUCCAUUUGUGUGCCUAUGGAUGCCUCAGUAGCCUCUCAUCAAGAUGGCUCAGAGAAAGGUGAUGAUAAUGAACAGAAGCAUCAAACUAAGGACCUUUUGUCUCUUGCUUCCAAGUCACAGCAACAUAGUGGCAAUGAAGAUUGCAAUGGAAGAGAAGACUCACCACAUGAGGAGGCUGAUGAAACCCCACAGGUUCAGAAAUCAAAGUUGACAGUUAAUGUUGCUGCAUUAACAAUGACUGUUGUGGCUGCAGCAGGAACAGCAAUGGGCCUUCAGUUAGUUCGUUCCUCAUCUUGUGAAUGGUUUGUUUGUGAUGAUCCCAAUACACACACUCGAUGCUUUGUCAUUCAGGGAUCUUAUUCUGUGGCAUCUUGGCAAGCAAACCUCUCCUUUGAGCCUACCACAUUUGAGGACACAGAUGUACUUGUUCACAGUGGAAUAUAUGAAGCUGCCAAGGGAAUAUAUGAGCAAUUCAUGCCAGAAAUAAUGGACCAUUUAAAGAGACAUGGGGAUAGUGCAAAGUUUCAAUUCACUGGUCAUUCUCUAGGGGGUAGUCUCUCACUUUUGGUCUAUUUGAUGCUACUGACUAGGAAGGUUGUGAGUCCCUCAACUCUUCAGCCAGUUGUGACUUUUGGUUCUCCAUUUGUGUUAUGUGGAGGCCAAAGAUUACUCAAUGACCUUGGCCUGGAUGAGAGCCACAUUCAAUGUGUAAUAAUGCAUAGAGAUAUUGUUCCCAGGAUCUUCUCAUGCAGUUUCCCUAACCAUGUUAUAACCGUCCUUAAGCGCUUCAAUGGCUCAUUUGAAUCACAUCCUUGUCUGAUAAAAAAGAAGCUGUUGUACUCACCAUUGGGUAAAAUAUUCAUUCUCCAACCAGAUGAGAAAACAUCUCCUUCACAUCCUUUUCUUCCAGCAGGAAGUGGCUUGUAUGCUCUAGACAAUAGCAAAUGUGGAUACUCUCCAAUUGUCCUCAGAGCCUUCCUCAAUCAACCGCACCCCCUUGAAACACUGAGCAAUCCAACAGCAUAUGGCUCAGAUGGCACAGUUUUAAGAGACCAUGACUGCAACAACUAUCUUAAAGCAGUCAAUGGAGUUUUUGGACAACAUUCAAAUAUUAUUGUCAGGACAGGGAGAUCAAAGAAGCCACCAAAAAUAUUUAAGAAAAAGAUGAGAAAAUAGAGUUCUGCUCAAUUUUAUUUUAUUUUUCACAUUAGAAACAACAACAUACUUAUUAGAAUCAUACAAUUUAUAAUUUUUUUUCUUUUUCUAUC